AUGGAUACACAACCCGCCAAGCGGUCGCGCGCCAACUCAGCGGGCAACAGUCACGUCCGCACCCAAGAAGACGCACCCACUCUCCCAGGCGAAGACAAAACCACCCCCGUCGCGUCGACACCCAACAUCGACAUCCGCAAAGACAUCAAGUGCCUCGACGUAGAGACAAUUCAAACCAUCCUCAUCGCCGCCGCCAAUACAUACCCAGCCCUCAAGGCGGUCGUACAAUCCGCCAUCGAAAAGCGCCGCGAAAAGGAACAAAGCCGCAUCAUCUAUUUCGGCCACUACUCCAGCGCCAUCUGGAAGGAAAUCAACGUCCGAUACAGGGGCCUCGGCGGCGGGAAGCAGUGCGACCUGUCUGGGGACGUUUUUCACGGCAUCACGGCUGACCUGAAGCGCAUUGCGGAGCAGUGCGGGCCGAUGGCGAAUCCCAAGACGCGGUAUAACGGGCUGUCUGUGUUGCGGAAGAUCGGGAAGACGAUCUGUCUCUCGAGUACUGAUGUCCCUGGGCAUGAGGUGCAGCAGUGGUUUGGGUGGGAUACGACACUGGAGGACUGCAUGCUUAAGAUUGUUUCUGCGAUGAGUCCGAAGGAGAGGAGUGAUAUUACUGGGGAUGAUUCGAGUGACCAGGCGCUUUGGCCGAAGUUGGUUGAGUUGGAAGGACUUGCGGAGGAGCAUUAUGUGUUUAAGGGUUUUUCUAAAGUGAUGGAGUUGUUGCUGGAAGGGGGUGAGGUCCAGUAUGUGGACGAUGUUGACGGGGAGGAUGAGGAUGAGGACGACGACGAUGCUAUUCCUUCUUACGACGGAGGGUUCUUCGCCUCUAAAUAA
Molecule: messenger RNA, 828 nt
Organism: Aspergillus terreus NIH2624
Lineage: Eukaryota; Fungi; Ascomycota; Eurotiomycetes; Eurotiales; Aspergillaceae
Exons: 1
Coding region: 1-828 (275 amino acids)
Source: RefSeq, a predicted model, not a curated record